This is a messenger RNA of Uloborus diversus, 2133 nucleotides long. RefSeq lists its product as uncharacterized. NCBI's taxonomy places the organism in Eukaryota, Metazoa, Arthropoda, Arachnida, Araneae, Uloboridae. Gene Ontology annotation, molecular function: nucleic acid binding. The coding region runs from base 1 to 2133 and encodes 710 amino acids. The transcript is spliced from 3 exons. The record is from RefSeq and is a predicted model, not a curated record.
AUGGGUGUUACGUCGGGCUCAUACGGACAUUUGUUAUUGCCUAUUUUACUAAAACUGUUGCCGGAAAAUUUAAUUCUAGAUUUUCAUAGAAAACGGGACUCAGAUAAAGAUACAGAAGUUACCGAGGUAAUCACGUUUAUUAAAGAUGAACUACGAUGUCGCGAAGCUACUAGUAUAAUAAACAACUCGUCAAACGAAAAUUCUCAAAACAAGCAUACUAAUUUCUCUCAAAGUAAGCGUAUGCCUUCGGCUGCUGCAUUAAAUACAACGGUAAAGCAACUCUGCAUAUUUUGCAAAGCUUCCGAACACACAGGAAUAAAUUGCACAAAAUUCUCUGAUGAACAAAAAAGAUAUAAAUUAAAAAAGGAAGGACGUUGCUAUAAGUGUUUUUUAAAACCUCAUUUGUCAUCAAAUUGCAAAUCAAAGCUUAUUCCUUGUUCAAAAUGUGAAAGUCGUGAUCAUAAUUAUUUAUUUUGCUUUAAAGAAAUUAAAGAUCAAAAUCUUGAGAAAGAUAAAAUUGGUGCAAUUGUGUCUAUGAUGUCGGAGCAAAGAGUUAAACAGAAUAAAUCUACGCUUUUACAAACUCUUUGUGUUUCUGUCUCUACUGGAAAUAGAUGCAUUCUAGCGAGGGUUCUUUGCGAUAGCGGGUCUGAAAAGUGUUUCGUGAAAAGUUCCUUAGUGAAAGAACUUAAAUUGAAAUCUAUUAGGAAAGAAAACUUGUUGAUUUACCCUUUUGGGCAAAGACAACCUUAUAAAUCUUGUUAUGAUGUGGUUGUUCUUGAACUUAAUAGUAUUCUACAACCAUGCAAUUCUAUUAAAAUAGAAGCUCUUGUAGUACCUGAAAUUACCGGGGCAAAAGUAAAACAUGUAGCAUUUGAAAUUAUAGAAACCAUGAGAAAAAGCGGAUAUACGCCAUCAGAUGUAGGUCUUGAAUCUGAAAUAAACGUAUUAUUAGGCUCUAAUUUCUUAUGGAAAAUUCAAAAGGGAAUUGUCGAAAAUUUCACAAAAGAAUUGUAUGUAGUGGAAACUAUAUUUGGUCAUACAGUGCAGGGAAGAACUGAUUCAAAUAAGAGGGACGUGAAUUGUUUAAGGGUUUCAGUUGGAAAUAUAAACACCCAGCUAAAAUCAUUUUGGGAUUUGGAAUCUCUUGGUAUUAUUGAAAAAAAUGAAGGUAACACUGCUAAUCUUGAUGCAGUAAAAGAAUUUCAAGCAAAUUCGAAAUUUGUAAACGGUCGUUAUGAAGCACGUUUAUUAUGGAAGGAUUCUCGUGAGUUACUUGGAAAUAAUUUGGAAGUAGCCAAAGUAAGGUUUUCUAAUUUAGAAAACAAACUCUUGAAAAACAAUUCAUUGUUUGAGGAUUAUAACUCUAUUUUACGGGAUCAAUUUGAUCAAGGUAUAAUACAACUUUGUCCUGAGGAAUUUGUUAAUAAUGACUGUUAUUACAUGCCGCAUAGACCUGUAAUUCGUGAAGAUAAAACUACUACAAAAACGCGUAUUGUUUUUGAUGCGUCAUCCAAACAAGCUGGAUAUUUAUCUCUAAAUGAAUGUCUAAGUCCCGGUUCAAAUUUAAACCCAAAUGUAUUAGACAUAAUUUUAAAGUUUCGUGAACAUAAAGUUGCAUUUUCUGCCGAUAUUGAAAAGGCUUUUCUUCAAAUUUCUAUCGCUGAAGAAGAUCGCAACUAUUUAAGAUUUCUAUACUAUAAUAAUUUUGAUAUUCAUGAAAAUAUAGUUCCUUACAAUAUGGCGAGAUGCUACUUCGAAAUACAUACGGAUUUUCUGACUUAUCCUCAAUGUUUUGGUCUUACGGUCCUCAUUCCUUGGCUACCUAGAACACCAGACAUAAUUCCAGUGGACUUCCUUAUUUGGGGAUUCUUAAAACAAGAAGAUUACAAAACAGAAGUAGCCAGUUUGCAGGAUUUGAGCAACCGGCUUGAUGGAACAAUUAAAGAGGAGAAUCUUGGGAGCAGCACUAAAUUUAUCAUGCAGUUUAUGACUCAAGAAAUCGAUAUGGCGAGGACCUAUAUCGAUCCGAUGAGACCCAAUCUCAGUCAAAUAAUGAAAUGGUAUUGGUAUUUCAAAUGGGCUGUGUGUCAUAAUGUGACAUGGGAUAUGUUCACUCUAGAAGACAGAUGA